Messenger RNA from Sporisorium graminicola, 4011 nucleotides. RefSeq lists its product as uncharacterized. The transcript is spliced from 2 exons. The coding region runs from base 1 to 4011 and encodes 1336 amino acids. Lineage: Eukaryota; Fungi; Basidiomycota; Ustilaginomycetes; Ustilaginales; Ustilaginaceae. The record is from RefSeq and is a predicted model, not a curated record.
AUGAAAGGUCUCAUUCCGAUCAUUCUGGUCGCCCUGUCUCUGGGCAGAAUCGACACUGCCAACGCUUCGCCUGUCGAUGCGAGCAGCAAACAUGACGCUCACGCCGUCAAUCAGUCGGUCGACCAGAACAGCACCGCCAAUGCGUCGACAAAUGGCGCACCUUCCGAAGACUGCUUCUCGGAACUUCUCGGCCCUCUGCUCGGCACCAUGCUGCCGGGCAUGUCGAGUCCGAUGUCGAGCCCCGCGUCGCCCAGCCCGGACACUACUCCUCUCGCAAACAGCAUGCUGCCGCCGUCCAGCCCUGGCGGUUCCACGUCCGUGCCGACGACUGAUACCACGACGCCUUCGACGCCUGAUUCCACUACGCCUGGAUCUACUACGCCUGAUACCUCGGAUACGCGUAACUCGCCUGGCUCUCCUGGCACUUCCGGUUCUCCUGGGGGUCCUGGAGGUCCCGGCUCACCUGGCUCGCCUGGAUCAAGUGAUACGCCCGGCUCUCCCGGCUCUCCUACUUCUCCUGGCGGCCCAGGCGGCCCAGGCGGGCCAGAAUCACCUGGCUCUCCGUCUUCUCCAGGCUCUGCCGCUCCAGGUAGCCCUGGCGGCCCUGGCUCGCCUGAAUCGCCCGAGUCUCCCGAAGAAGGCGGUCCUGCUUCGCCAGGCGGCCCCGGCUCACCAGGUGCUCCAGGCACUCCCGGAGGUCCAGGUAGUCCUGGCCCACCCGAGUCUUACUUUCCGCCUGGCUCUCCUGGAUCGCCAGAUUUGCCAGGAGCACCGGGCUCUCCAGGCUCGAGUGGCGUUGGUGGACCAGGGGGUCCUGGCUCACCGGGCAGCCCAGGCAGUCCAGGCUCACCGGGUAGUCCAGGCAGUCCAGGAUCUCCAGGAAGUCCUGGCUCGCCGGGUAGUCCAGGCAGUCCAGGCAGUCCAGGCAGUCCAGGCAGUUCAGGAAGUCCUGGCUCACCGGGCAGUCCAGGAUCUCCAGGAAGUCCAGGCUCGCCAGGGAGUCCAGGCAGUCCAGGCAGUCCAGGCAGUCCAGGCAGUCCAGGCAGUUCAGGAAGUCCUGGCUCACCGGGCAGUCCAGGAUCUCCAGGAAGUCCAGGCUCGCCAGGGAGUCCAGGCAGUCCAGGCAGUCCAGGCAGUCCAGGCAGUUCAGGAAGUACUGGCUCACCGGGUAGUCCAGGCAGACCGGGAAGUCCAGGCAGUCCAGGCAGUCCAAGCAGUUCAGGAAGUCCUGGCUCACCGGGAAGUCCAGGAUCUCCGGGUAGUCCAGGCAGUCCAGGCAGUCCAGGAUCUCCGGGUAGUCCAGGUUCGUCUGGAAGCCCAGGCUCUCCUGGCUCCCCUGGCAGUCCCGGUUCACCUGGAAGCCCAGGCGCUCCGGGCGCUCCAGGAUCCGAAGGUUCUCCCGGUUUGCCAGGCUCUCCAGGCUCUCCUGGUAGUGCAGGUUCUGAAGGAUCUUCUGGCUCUUAUGGCUCGCCUGGUUCACCUGGUUCACCAGGAUCACCUGGAUCGAAUGGCGGAAACAGUCCAGACUCUCCCUAUCCUCCAGAUUCGCCUGAUUCUCCCGGAUCUAGCGCCAUUGGUGGUCCUAGCUCGCCCGGCAGUCUCGGCUCCCCAGGCUCUCCCGAUUCGCCUGGAUCUCGUGGCUCUCUUGGAUCACCUGGGUCUCCAGGAUCUCUAGGCUCAUCGGGAUCCGAAGGCAGCCCUAGCUCACCUGAUGAUGAAGGGUUAUACGGUUCUCCCGAUAGUCCCGGUAGUCCCGGUAGUCCUGGUAGUCCUGGCAGUCCAGGAUCGCCAGGUAGCCCUGGAUCGCCGGGCACGCCUGGAUCACCCGGUUCUCCUGGCAGUCCUGGUAGCCCCGGAUCACCCGGCAGUCCUGGAUCUCCGGGCUCUCCGGGCUCUCCGGGCUCUCCCGGUUUACCUGGCUCACCUGGAUCGCAUGGCAGCGCUGGAUCACCCGGAAGCCCGGGCUCCCCUGGUUCGCCAGGAUCUCCUGGCUCUCCUGGCUCUCCUGGAAGUCCUGGAUCUCCUGGUUCUCCCGGAUCGCCAGGCUCGCCCGGUAGUCCAGGAAGUCCAGGAACUGCUGGCUCUCCUGGAAGUCCAGGUCACCCCGGCACACCCGGAAGGCCUGGUACGCCUGGACGACCUGGUACGCCUGGCAGUUCCGGUAGCCCUGGCGGUGCAGGAGGUGCCGGCGGACCACCUGGUUCUGACGGUCAAGACUGCGAUCCGGACGACGAGUCGUGCUCCGCUACUCCAACUCCAGGCGAGCAAGACGGAGACGGUGGCAAUGGUGGUAACGGCGGUGACGGUGGCGAUGGAGCUAGUGGAGGUAACGGAGGUAAUGGCGGAAAGGGUGGUCACGGUCACCACGGUGGAAACGGCGGGAAUGGUGGCAAUGGAGGUGAUGGCUCAGACUCGCCUGACCCGUACUCCGACCCAUCCGAUCCUUCUGAUCCUCCUGGACACGGUUCCGACAUGGACGAUGACUGCCACAGACACGAAAGCAAGCGAAGCGUCGACGACGGCACGGCAGAAGAGUCUUCUUCCAGUCAACCCGCGGCUUAUGGUGGCAGUGGCAGUGGCAGUGGUAGCUCUACGACGAGUGGUGGCAUUAGCGAGGAUUGCGAUCACAAAGUCAUGGGUGGCGGCGGCGACGGCUCGUCCAUACCCGCAGGCGGGAUCUCGUCCGGCGGCACUCCAACUUCGUCUUCACCUUCGUCUGAUGGAGGCAGCGGCGGCAAUGGAGACGAACAAGACUGCGACGACUGUGGAAUCACCGGCUCUUCUCUGUCGAAAGGCGGUGUUGCGUCUGGCAACACCUCUUCUGGUUACAGAGAGGGGAACUACUCGGAUGCUCCUUCUUCCACUUCUACUGCUUCUUCGAGCGGCUCUGGUGGCAAAGAAGAGGAAUGCGAGAAGGACAAACCGGCUCCUUCUACCCCGACCUCUGCGACCGGAGAUGCCGUGUAUUUUCCGGCAGAAGGAAACAAGUCUGGAUCUACUACUUCUAGCGGCAGUAAACAGGGCAGCGGCUCUUCGCAUUUGUCUCGCGACUCCGGUGGCAGAGGCAGUGGUAGCAGCGGUGGCGGCAACGACGACGAAGGUUCCAGCCCCGAGGGCUACGGAGACGACGAUAUCAGCAGCGGCGGUGAUAGCAGUGGCGAUGACGGCAGCACGCCCGAAGGCUACAGCAAUGGUGACACGAGCAGCGGUGGCGGCGACAUCAGCAGUGGUGGCGACAGCAGUGGCGAGCAAGAGGCCAGCCCAGAAGGCUACGGCAGGGAUGGCGGUACAAGCAGCAGCGACAAGGACAGCAGCGGUGGCGGCAAUGGCAGCAGCAGCACCAGUGGUAAAGACAGUGAAAGCUGUGGCCCUGCAGCACCCUUCAAGCACAUCGUCAAGGUGUUUAUGCCGCCUAUGUCUACGGCUCAGGGUAUAAGCUCGGGUGGAGGCAGCGCGAUGGGUGUCACUUCUGGCGGUUCUAGUGUUGGUGGAAGCAGUGGAAGCUCGGAUCCUCCAUCGUCGCCUGAUGACUCCAUGUCAUCGAUGCCAGGAAUGUCGUCCAAUUCCAGCUCGAGCGAUAGCAGCGACAGUGCAUCUGGCCCCUCAACCAAUUCUUCUGGCAGCGACGACACGUGUCCAGCGUCGAGCAAAGCCACGAUGACGUUCUCAGCCUGCGACUUUGCUACACUUUUCGGCCGCAUGCAUAUCACAGCUUCGCAACUUGCCAUCUUCGAAGCGGGCAUCCAAGGUCUGCUCAACUCGCAGAAUGCGACCUACACCGUCGACGGUAAACGCAUUUCGGCCGAUCAGCUGGCUCAACCGCUGGAUGCGGGGAUCAAGGAUGCUCUGCGUGUCGCUGACGCUGCCAAGGCAGGAGGAGGAGCGAAGGGUGGUGCAGCUGUUCACAGUCGUGCGCUCGUCCGUGGAGAAGAUGGUGAUGGUGUCAAGAAGGGGAUGACGGUGAAUCCUCGGAAUCGGUUCAUGUACAAGGUUCGACGUUCGCUGUUUUAG